Molecule: messenger RNA, 1842 nt
Organism: Bipolaris sorokiniana ND90Pr
Lineage: Eukaryota; Fungi; Ascomycota; Dothideomycetes; Pleosporales; Pleosporaceae
Exons: 6
Coding region: 1-1842 (613 amino acids)
Biological process (GO): protein dephosphorylation
Cellular component (GO): cytoplasm; protein phosphatase type 2A complex
Molecular function (GO): protein phosphatase regulator activity
Source: RefSeq, a predicted model, not a curated record
AUGGACGCAAAUCAGAAUGACGAGCUCUACCCCAUCGCCGUGCUCAUCGAUGAGCUCAAGCACGACGACGUUAUUCUCCGCCUGAAUGCAAUUCAUCGCUUAAACACGAUUGCACUCGCCCUGGGUGCUGAGCGAACACGUGAGGAGUUGAUACCCUUUCUAGAUGAGUCCGUCGAAGACGAAGACGAGGUUCUCACAGCAUUGAGCGAGGAGCUGGGAAAGUUUGUCGAAUAUGUGGGAGGCCCAGAACACGCACAUGUGCUCCUCUCACCACUCGAAAACCUUGCAGCUAUAGAGGAGCCCCUUGUCCGAGAGAAGGCUGUCGAGUCCCUUAACAAGAUCUGCGAGGAGCUCUCGCAGCAGCAGAUUGAAGAAAACUUCAUUCCUCUUGUCCUGCGCCUAUCGAAAGCCGAUUGGUUCACCUCCAAAAUCUCCGCCACAGGUCUCUACCAGACCCCCUACUCCCGCGCCACACCCCCGUCACAAGAGGCCCUCAGGCAACACUACGGCCAGCUAGUACAUGAUGACACUCCCAUGGUACGAAGGCAGGCGGCGAACAACCUGGCUAAAUUCAUCAAGGCCAUGCCGCCAUCCAUUGUCAUCGAUGAGAUGAUCCCGCUUUUCCAGCACCUUGCCGCAGACGACCAGGACAGUGUCAGGCUGUUGACUGUUGACAUUCUCAUUGCCAUCGCCGAAGCAGUACCCAAGGAGCAACAGUCGAGCCAUGGGGUUUUGUUGACUGCGCUGCGCAGUUUGUUCGAGGACAAGAGCUGGAGGGUGCGGUACAUGGUGGCAGACCGAUUCGAGAAGAUCGCAAAAGCAGUGGAUGAGGAGGUCGUCAACCGAGACCUUGUGCCAGCAUUCGUUAAGCUCCUCAAGGAUACUGAGGCGGAGGUCCGUAGCGCGAUUGCUGGUCAGAUUCCAGGCUUCUGCGCACUCCUUGAGCGUGAGACCCUCCUACACGAGGUCAUGCCCAGCAUAGAGGAGCUGGUCUCCGAUCAAUCGCAGCAUGUCCGCGCCGCGCUUGGCACUCAGAUUAGUGGGCUGGCACCUAUUCUUGGAAAGGAGGAGACCAUCUCACAUCUCCUCCCCAUGUUCCUGCAGAUGCUCAAGGACGAGUUCCCCGACGUGCGACUGAACAUUAUCUCCAAGCUCGAGUCUGUCAACAACGUCAUCGGCAUUGAGCUUCUCUCGCAGUCUCUCCUUCCAGCCAUCGUACAACUUGCCGAAGAUAAGCAAUGGCGCGUGCGUCUUGCUAUCAUCGAAUACGUUCCUCUCCUCGCGUCCCAACUCGGUGUUCAGUUCUUCGACGAGAAGCUUAGCAGUUUGUGCAUGAGCUGGCUUGGAGAUACUGUCUUCUCGAUCCGUGAGGCAUCGACUCAGAAUCUGAAGAAGCUCACCGAGGUCUUUGGCGUAGGGUGGGCCAACGAUGCCAUUGUUCCCAAGGUCAUGGCCAUGGGACAACACCCCAACUACCUGUACCGUAUGACGACGUGCUUUGCAGUAUCGACUCUUGCACCUGCUCUCAGCCUUGACGUCAUUGAACAAUCCAUUAUUCCCAUGAUGGAUAAACUUGUCAACGAUGACAUUCCCAACAUCCGGUUCAACGUGGCCAAAUCGUAUGGCCAACUGAUCAACACACUCAAACAGCUUCCAGAGCAGGGUACGGUGAUUGCUCUUGAGAAGGCAGGCACACCGGGUCAGGGAUGUCAAAAGGCAACGGACGUCAUCACGAAGAGCAUUUUGCCCAACCUAGAGAAGCUACAGCAAGAUGAUGAUGUGGACGUGCGAUACUUUGCGACGACGGCAGCCCAAAGCUUCACCGAGGCAAUGCAGACUUAG